Aspergillus aculeatus ATCC 16872 is the source of this 1185-nucleotide messenger RNA. RefSeq lists its product as uncharacterized. NCBI's taxonomy places the organism in Eukaryota, Fungi, Ascomycota, Eurotiomycetes, Eurotiales, Aspergillaceae. The transcript is spliced from 3 exons. Bases 1 to 1185 code for a protein of 394 amino acids. The record is from RefSeq and is a predicted model, not a curated record.
AUGGGAUUGUCGACACGUAUAGCAACAAUCGUCCUCGGCCUAGCUGUACUGCUGGGCUGGUUGACCGACCGCCACACCCUCAUCUGGCUGACGGUGAACAACCAUCCCAGCCGACUUCCCCAGGUUUCCAAAUUCGCCGACCAAAAAAUCGUGCUCGCGGACCGGAUCCGUAACUGCGAAGAUGUCCACCUCGACACGCAGCGCGGCUUCGCCAUUUUGAGCUGCGACCCGGGCCGCGACACCUGGAACACCGUCAUGGGAACCUUCAUCAACGCCACCAACCCGGGAACCCUCUACCUCUACAACUACGCCUCCACCUUCGACUCGACCUCCGACGAAAACAACCUCCACCCACUCCCAUUGACCAACUUCCCCACCACCUCCCGCCAGACCUUCCACCCCCUGGGCCUAGCCUACGACCCAAAGACCUUGCAACUCUUCGUCGCGAACCACGCCCCGACCGGCUCGGCCAUCGAGCUCUUCACCCUCGACCCCAACUCUCAAGCCCCGUCGCUCCGCCACGAAAAGACCAUAACCCACCCGCUCCUGCACGGCCCCAACGCCCUGCUCGCCAUUUCCGAGCACGAGCUCUACAUCACCAACGACCACCGCUUCACCCAGCGCGCCUCCCCGCUCCUCGCCGCCCUGGAGACCUACUCCGCCUACCCCGGAGGCACGGUGGUCUACGCCAACCUCCAGACGGACACGUACAAGGUCGUCGCGCACCUGCCCUACGCGAACGGCAUCGCAGCGCUCAACCACACCCACGUGGCCGUCGCGUCGACGACGUCGCCCUCCGUGACGGUGUACCGGAUCGAUUCUGCCACCAAGGAUCUGGAGAAGACGCUGUCCUUCCGGACCAGGUGCCUGGUGGACAAUCUGAGCACGGACGGAAAGGGGAAGCUGAUCUUGGCGGGCCAUCCGUUCUUCCCGGCGGUGGCGAAGGUGGCUAAGACGAACUGGGCGGUAGAUUUCGAGGGGAAUGGGAAGGGUAAGCCUGUUGCGGAGAGAGGGCGGGCACCGAGUUGGGUCGCCCAGUGGGAUGGGAACGUGGAGGGGCGGGUGGAGGAUUUGUUUGUUGGAGAGGAGUUCGGGACGAGUUCGACCGCUGUGAGGGAUGUGAAGAGGGGGUUGGGGGUAGUCAGUGGCUUGUAUGAGAGAGGGGUUUUGGUGUGGAAGGAGUAA